Melitaea cinxia (Glanville fritillary) is the source of this 5124-nucleotide messenger RNA. RefSeq lists its product as uncharacterized. Lineage: Eukaryota; Metazoa; Arthropoda; Insecta; Lepidoptera; Nymphalidae. Bases 350 to 2878 code for a protein of 842 amino acids. The record is from RefSeq and is a predicted model, not a curated record. Gene Ontology annotation, molecular function: DNA binding; protein binding. The transcript has 16 exons.
GCGUCGCCGAGCGGAUGUUGUUUAUGACCGACAUUUUCCUUCGUAUACUGUAUUUGGGUUCUUAUUGCUUACAUUUAGUCAAUUUUUUCCUGUUAAUAUAUUAUUUUCUGCGUAUUUAAAUACAACAAAGGGUUUUUGUGAACCAGAAAUGUAAAUAUAGAACGUUUUUACCUGUCACAGAUCGUUAAAGCAAAAGUUUUUUUUUGCAUUCAAUAAAGCGGGAAAUCGACGUUGUGACGCGCACAAUUUUUGAUAAUUUGUCGGGAGCUACAGUGAAGUGUCGUAACGGAUUGUUAUGUGGUUAUUUAGGCUCUGACAGUGGAUCUCGGUAUUAUAUUUAGAUUUGACAAUGUCGGACGAAAUGGCGGUGGGUGAUAACGCGUCCAAAGAUGAACAUAAAGUAGACAAAACAAACAGCGAGGCAGAUACGGAGACCAUGGAGACCGCUGAUGCCUCAGAACUUCCAGCGAAGCCUUCGGUUUCUGAACCAGAGGUGACAUCAAAAUUAAUUAAAGAGGAACGAGAAGAAGAACUAGACGAAAAUUCCAAAGAAAAUGAUCAAGAAUUGCAAAUAGUUAAAAAAGAAGAUUCCGCAGACACAGAAGAGACGGCUGAUGAAAAGAAAGACGAAGUGGCGAGAGGCAUCAAACGUCGAGCUUCCGCAACGUUCAGUGAUGCCGAUGAAGAGUUCAAAGGCUUUGAUAGUUGUGAACAGAGUAGUUUAGAGGACUACGAUCGUGUUGUGGAGCGCUUGGAAGCGGAAGUGUCGGCCGCCGUGAAGUCGUACACCCCGGUCCGAACGGUGGCGGCCAGCCCCGCGCUCAGAGCCGGGAGACGGGCCCGGCAAGACACAGAUAGUUCGAGGCCGUCGUCUGCACUGUCUUCAAGAUCUGAUGGCGAUGGAGCGGUUUCAACAGAUGUAAGCCUCGUCCCACAGGCGUCGUCGUCGCCGGCGGCGCGCGGCGGGCGGCGCGCCGCGGCCGAGAUGUCGUCGCCGCUGCUGCGCGUGCCGCUGGAGCGCGGCUGGCGGCGCGAGCUCGUGCACCGCGCCGCCGCCGCCGACGCGCCGCGCCGCAACGCCGACAUCUACUACUACACGCCGCGCGGCAAGAAGCUGCGCUCCACCCGCGAGGUUGCCGAACAUUUAGCAGGCACCGGUUUAACAUUAGAAAAUUUCUCAUUUUUCAAAGAACCUCUGGGUAUCGAUGAUCCUGAAAAGGAAAUUAUACGUGAUGCCAAAGUGAUACGACGCGUAGAAUCUCCCGUACCUGCUGCGCCCCCACCAAUUGUGGACGGCAAGAGAACACCUAAACCCAAAGCACCUAAAGGAGCAAGCCCUGAACCCGCUACUCCUAAAUCACCACUACCUAAACUUAAGUUUAAGUCAAUGGGAUCCAGAUUAAAUAGUAAUGGAACAACCCCAAAACCGGUAAAGAAAGCUCCUGUUCAGUCACAGCCUACAACACCUGCAGACAACAACAAUUCUGCAGCUUGGAAGAAGCCCAGCGACGGGGCGAAGGCCCUGCGGACGCGCGCGCUCGCGAACGGCGCGUCCCCGCCGCCAGCUAGCGCUCCGCCCCCGGCCAGCGCUCCGCCCCCCUCCCCGAGGCGCCGGGGCCGCCCCAGGGUGGACGACGCAGACCACUUCUCCGCCUUUUACGAGCGCGCUGCCAAGCACAACUACAAUGUGGCGCUACAGAUCUUCCAGUACGUGGGCAUGCGCGAGCUGGCGCGGUGCGCGCGCGUGUGCCGCCUGUGGCGCCAGCUGGCCGCCGCGCCGCAGCUGUGGCGCCACGUGCGCAUGAAGAACUCGCACGUCAGCGACUGGUCAGGUUUGUGUGCUGCACUAAAACGCAACGGCACAAAAUGGCUGGAUCUGCGCAAGAUGUUACUACCUCCCAACGACAUAGUGUUUUGGGAUCAAUUCGCUGAACACAUUGGUUCUGUGGAUACACUAGAAAGACUAGAGCUGUGCCGUUGCCCCGCGCGUGCGGUAGAGGCGGCGUGUUCCCGCCUGCCGGGCCUACGAGCACUGGCGGCCCCCGCCAUACGCGACGCGCGCCUCGACCCCGGGCCCCUCGCGCAGUUGCCGCGCCUCGAGCUACUGCGCCUUAAGAGUCUCACGGGCCUGUCGCUGACGCGCGACCUGAGCGCGCUGGCGUCGCUGUCGCGCCUGCAGCACCUGUCGCUGACGUCCAUCAAGGAGCUGGGCUGGUGCGCGUGCGAGGUGGUGGGGCAGCUGGAGCAGCUGGAGUCGCUGGAGCUGGGCGAGUGCUCGUUCGGCGCCACGUUCGCGGGCGCGCUGUCGCGCCUCGUGCGGCUGCGGCGCCUGCGCCUGGAGCGCGGCGUGUCGCACUGCGCCGCGCCGGCGCUGCUGCGCGCGCUGGCCGCGCUGCCGCGCCUCACGCGCCUCGAGCUCGUCAACUUCGACGUCAAGGUUGGAUUCGACGACGCGCUUGCGGAGUGCAAGAACAUACAGAGACUACUCAUCAUACCAACGUAUGUCUCACAGUCCGCUACGACUAACAAACAGGUGUUAAGCGGCGUGUUAAGACUAAAAGAGACAUUGACGCACCUCAUGUGGGGAGUCACGAUAGAGCUUCUACGCGUGACUGAACUGUUCAUAGACCAGUGUGAGGCUGGAGAAGGUGAGGGUAAGAGGCGUGAUGUGGGCGAGUGUAUUCCUGUACUGAAACCUGUGCCCGGAUGUCGCCUUCCCGAUGACCACCGAACGGUGGCUGGACCACCACAGGUGGAGAUCCUCCCCAUCCCGACUCUCCAGCGGUUGCUAUCAGCUCAGCUACCAAACACGAAGCUCAAACUCCUGCGCAUCCCCUUCCACGCCACCUGGCGGCAAUCAUUAGCCGACUUCCAGUAGUCGCUCGCCCGUCACGUCACGCGCACGUCACGUCACGUCACAUGCAGUGCGGACUGUGACGUCGCGCGCGCACGUCAUGUCACGCGCGUUGCGGACUGUGACGACACGCGCGCCAGUCACGUCACACCUAUCGCGGGCUGUGAUGUCAUUCGGCUGACGUGACAGUGGGCUCAGUCAAGCGGGACUUACGGGGUCCUAGGGAAAGUCGUGUUGCAGGCGUCUGUAGUCUGUAGGGGUGUGAUAGAAGGACUACGAUUUUAUUGUUACUGAACGCGACCGUUGCGGGUCGAGUUUGAAUCGUGAAUUUUUUUUAAUUUGUUUUAAACAGUUAUCGGUAUCCGUUGAUAAAUUAUGUAAUAUACUAUUGAGUACCUAUAUUAAACGUGUAUAAGUUAUAGUGGGCUGUAUUAGAAUCGAAAUUAUUGAAAGUGCAUUCGAAGGAAUCGUCAAACAUGCUACAAAAUAUAAAGUACAAUAAGUGUUUGUCUAGAAUUCAAAUAAAUACUACAGUGGGAGUUUUAUUAUUGUCUACGAUAGAUGAAAAUAAAGAAUAGAAUUUAGAAAGUCCAACAUGUUAGUAUUCGUUUUCUACAUUUCAAGUUGUUCACUUAUUAGAAAGCCGUUUGAAAAUUAACAAAAAAAUUACAUAUUAAAUACAUAUACCGUCUGUAUGUCGUGUUUACUAAUAUAGCCUUACUUGAAAAUAGUUAAAUAAACCCGAGGGUGUUCUAUAGCCGUAAGUCGUAGCGAGAGAUAUAUUUUUAUUCAAAUGCAUCCAUUUCAUAUUAUAUGACGCAAUGAAAUAACUAUAUAGAGAUAAAUAAUUAUUUGUAGUUUAUUUUUUUUCCGUUUAAAAUUGUAAAUAAAACUGUGAUCGGUCUGCGGUUGAUCAUAGAGGUGUUAUUCUUUAUAUAAAAAAAAAAAAAAAUAACUGUAUUAAAAUGGCGGAAAAUUUUUGUUCGCUUUUAUUAAUAAGACAAAUUCUAUACUCGAAAACGUUGAAGUAUAUUCUAAAUUUAUUUAAGUAAUUUUAAAUUGCAAUUUUAUAACUAAAUUCCUAAAGUAUUACUUAAUUUUAGGUCAUAAUCAUUGAAACAGAAAUUUAAGGGAUGCAGCCCUUAAUAAGAAUGAAAUAAUUCUUUCUUUAGCCCUUAAUAGUAAAUGUAAGUUUAAAAUUUAUAUUUUACCAAAAAAAAAAAAAAAAAUUAAAUUUCCGCUAUUUUAAUAUAUUUGUCAAAUUAUAAUCACAUAUUUAAGUUACUGGCACUCAUUUAUAAUUAUGAUAUAUAAAUAUUGUGUUGUGAAUAAUAUACGCCUACUUACAUGUUUAUUCAAAAUCGUUAUUAUUUUACUCAGAGUUUUAAACAGUUUUGAAUGAGGAUUUUGUAACAAGCUACCCUAAUACUUCUAAAAUUAUCAUUUUAAGUCUUAUAUUAAAAUAUUUGUAUCAUUUCCUUUCAAGAAAUAGAUAAUGUAUAUUUUUCAUUAUAUCUUUUUGUUUUGAUAUCUUAACUGUAUCUUACUGUCUUUGAUGUUUUUAUAAUUUGACUUAGAGCUAGUUUGUAACUAAAGUAAUAAAAUAUAAGAAAAGCAUGUGAUUCUCUAAAUAUAGUCUCAAUUUACUAUUUUAGCGAUGAUGGUAGUAAAAUUUGGAAAAAAUUCAUGUAUUAAAACUAUUGUACCUAAAUUCAGUGUACGCUCAUAGCAAGGUCACACUUUCGCUUAGUACUGGAUCAAUGUAAAAUAUGGAAAGAAACGCACUAUUAAAUGUAAUAAAGUAUAUUAAAGAUCGAUCGAAACUAUUCCUGCAAUAAAUAAUAUAGAAGUAGAAAAUACGAUUUUUACGAGAAAAUAAAAUUCUACAUAUUCGGUAAGUUUAAAUUUAAAAAAAAAAUGGGUAACACCAAUAGAGGAAAUCUGUGACGAUUAAUUUUAAUAAAUAUAUAUGACAUUAUGUUAAGCGUUGAAUAACAUGGGGGCGUUUAUAUUUUUUUAAAUUAUUGAUUUAAAUCCGGAAAAGGUACGAAAGCAUAGCUUUGUAACUUAGACACUGGUCUAUUGUUUAUAAUCUCGUUUUAAAAGAUGCUUUGUGUAUUUUUAUUGUAGUUAUAAGUUGGGGCGGGCCGGCGGAGCCUUUGUAAAUAUGUAUAAUUUGUAUCGGCGUCCGUCGCGAUCGGCUUCGAUUAUUAGUUUAAUAUAAAUACUAGGAAGUAAAGGCGACUCAAUAAAUUGUUGCCCUCUAAAAA